CAACAUAACCUGAAAGAUAUAAAAUAUACUUUUAAUAGAUGAAACUUAUCCCUGUAUGAAUAUGUUGAAAUGAAAUGAAUUAAUCGGAAACACCAAGAAGUACCUCCAAAUGUGAAAAAUCGGAGAUUUACUAAGUCAAGAAAGUGCUAAUGUAUUACUGUUCUUUUAGAUUACAUUUAUCAUAUUUACACAUUUAAUUGUAUCCCAUCAUGGUCUUUCAGGCUAUUCGGUCCAAUUAAAAGAUUUCCAAAAUCUAUUUUUAUGACGUCAUCAUUUUGGAUAUAUGUGCGAAAGGGAUUUGUUCUUUUAUUUUCCCACACCUUUGCUUUGGUUGUGAUUAAAAAUAACUCGUGUUUAAAAUAAGUGCAGUCAUUUCUUCAAAGCUAGAAAUAAUUAUUGACGAACAGAAACUUUCGAGGUUCACUUGAUAGAAAGUUUUAGCAUAAAGAAUAAGCUAAACCAUGUUGAGUAAGCACACCAGUUUAUGACUGUUUUAAAGAUCCCAGAUUCUUUCAAACUUUGGUCGCCGCCCCGCGGCAGAAACUGCCGCUUCGAAAACAGCUAUAUCAGUGGUUUUGCAUUAAACUUUUGCAGAUUUCAGGCUUUUCUUAUACGCCAUUAUUUGGGGAUGGGGUUGGCUUUAAACAUUAAAGCUGACAAUUAAAACGGUGCCUACAGUAGAGUAGGUGCUGUUCGCUUGCCAUGUUAUAUUUCUCGACUUUUUAGCCGUCAGCCGUCAAUGCUUCUUUUUCUGCUUUGUAACAAGAGAUCCUACGUUGUCCGUGAACUAUGUUUUAUGAAGCCAAAAAUUGAAUUUUGUCCUACAGAAAAGCCUACUGCAAUUCUGCAACUUUUACGUUUACUGCAAAUCAAUAACUUACUUUCAUUUAAAAAAUUUGUAACUUGCGGCCAAAGGCGUGCAACAGUGACAGCCGUGCGCUGGAUUUGCAGCUGGAUAAAGUCGCUUAAUUUUAAUGCCAAUCUAAGAAUGGGGUUUUAACAGAAUAUGUAGAUAUUUAGCCUGCGGCCAUAGGAUUUGUGAUGCAGGGUAAGAUACAAGCACACAGAAAAUUUGAAUAAUUUCGCAACGUAGUUUCUUUUAUGUGAUUUUUUUACACAAACACCACAGCAGUUGUUGCCUAUAGCUUUUAAAGGGCGUUACUGUGUUAUAUUUUCCAGUAGGCUUUGCUAUAGAAGUUGUAUCAAAGGACUAAGGUUCCUUGGUUGCUACAGAGGCCAAGUGUCAUAAUACGAUAGGAAAUCACAAAAAUUAGAGUUACAUACUUGUUGGUAUUCAUUUUUAACCUUGAUGGUCAUUUUACCUUUCAGAAGAAUCUUCAAGAAAAAGAUAUUUUAGUAUUUCUAGGGAACAAAGAUACUGCAAUUCUUCUCAACCAUUAACCUUUUGGUGUAUUUCCAUACAAAUACCCCUAUCUUCUAAGAAGCCUUUAUUUCAAUUUUUGUGCUUUUUAGCUUCACUUGAAUUUGUUGUUCUUGCCAGUCCAAUUGUAAUUACUCGCUGUAUUGCUUUCCGUUUAAUAUUAUCUCUGUCUUUUGAACACAGCUUCACACGUUGCACUCAAGCUGACAAAAUACGAAACUGGUUAGCAUGGGGUAUACAAAAAGGGUGUGCAUGCUUUCAUGUUGUAUUCAGAAGAGUUACUCAGACCCAGAACCAACUUUUGAGAGAAUCAAGACAUAGAAAAUGUCUGAGGCGACACAAACAGAAAAAAUCACGCUGUACUUUUCUACUGUUCCCAGUAAUCAUGAGAUGAGGAAGGCUCAACAGGAAAUCGAGGCAGCUAUGCAAUCAUAUAAAAUCGAUUACGAAAUAAAAGACGUCGCUGCUUCAGGGAGAGACAAGAUCAGAAUGAGGUCGUACGCUGAGGACGAGAAGGCGCUUCCCCCGCAGAUUGUAAACAAGCAUUACUAUUGUGGGGACUACAAAGGUUUUCAAGCCGCAAUGGAAACGAAAACACUCGGCGAGUUCUUAAAGCUUAAAAGGAAGCUGGAUUUGUCCAUUUGAAAUAAAACUCUUAGUAAGUUCUGUGGUAUUUCAAAACAUUGAUUAAUUACUUAGUUUUCGAAUGCGUCAAUGAAUUAUCUAGUGGAAGGAA
Molecule: messenger RNA, 2117 nt
Organism: Rhopilema esculentum
Lineage: Eukaryota; Metazoa; Cnidaria; Scyphozoa; Rhizostomeae; Rhizostomatidae
Product: SH3 domain-binding glutamic acid-rich-like protein 3
Cellular component (GO): cytoplasm
Source: RefSeq, a predicted model, not a curated record